GCGGUGAGUGGCGCAUGGGGCCGCUCUGGCCUGUGGGAGGGGCGCCUCUAUGGCCCAGGAGAUCCUGGGUAGGGGGUCUAGCUCAUCUCAUGACAUCACGACCGUGUUAUGUCACGGAUCUGUGAUGUCACGGGUGCAGGUCAUGGACGGGCAGGGGGUUGGCAUCCCUGGGUGAUGUCAUGACCCCAGAGGAGGGGUCUCUGAGUGACAUCACACCCUCAGGUGACAUCACAGUGUGACAUCACGGCCAUGGCAGGUGCCCCCUGCCCCCCCUUGCACUGGGAGCAGCAGCGAGCAGCAGACAUCAUCCGCCUCCUGUCGCUGUACCGUCCCCUGCUCGACGCCUACAUCAUUGACUUCUUUGCUGAGGGGCUGUGGGCAAAGCUCCCCCCGGCCUGGCAGGCAGCCCUGGAGGUGGCAGAUCCCCCGCAGCUGGCCACCAUGCUGCUGGGAACAGGGGCCACGGUGGGGCCAGGCACAGUGUGGCCACUCUCCCUGCUGGCCUUUGUCGCUGCUGCCCAUGCGCUCUCCUUCCCCCGGGGACAGCUGGGGGGGGCCCCAUGCCCACCCUGCCAAAGCCCCCACUUGCACCCACUGCUGCGCCGCCAUGUCAAGCCCAAGAAGCAGCACGAGAUCCGGCGCCUCGGCAAGGUACUGCAGCGGCUGAGCCAGGCCACUGGCUGUGACCGAGUGGUGGAUGUGGGUGCAGGGCAGGGCCACUUCUCACGCUUCCUGGCCUUCAGUCUUGGCUUGUCCGUCACCGCUGUGGAGGGUGACAGCCGCCUGGUCAGCCUGGCAGAGCGCUUUGACCAGGAGCUGCUGCGGGAGCUGAAGAAAGCCCAGGCACGGAGUGACACUAGGAGGCUGCCACCCUCCCAGCACCACCCAAACACAGCCCCAGAACGUACAGAUCCUGCGUCCCUUUGUCCCCGAUGCCCUCAACACGUGGCUGGCUGGCUGGACCCUCAGGUUCCUGGGCAAGAAUUCCUGCUGGCCCCCACCCCAGGGCCAGCCCUCGCCGCCAGGAACCCAUUGGCAAUGUCCACGGACAGUGAGCGGAUACUGCUGACAGGACUUCAUGCCUGUGGGGACCUCAGCGUGGCCCUGCUGCGCCACUUUGCCCGCAGCCCCCAGGUGGCUGCUGUCACCUCUGCAGCUUGCUGCUAUAUGAAGCUCUCCACGUGCCCUGAGCCAACUGGUUCCAGCCUUCCAGGCUACCCACUGAGCACUUGGGUGGCUGGGUUGCCGGGCCACACGCUUUCCUACCGGGCUCGUGAGGCUGCAUGCCAUGCUGUGGAGGAGUACACAGAGAGGCUGGGCAGGGACAGUGAAUGCUUGCGCGUUCACUGCUACCGUGCUGUGCUGGAAACCCUCAUCCGGGCAGCUGACCCCAGCAAGAAGCACCUGGGAGUGCAGACAGUGAAGAAAGCCCACACACUCAGCUUCCCCGAGUAUGCUCGGCUGGGGCUGCCACUUGUGGGGCUGGAUUCAGCCUCCGUGCCUCUGGAUUCAGAGUCAGUGUGCACCAUGCUGCGUCAGCAGCACAAGGUGGUUGCCUUCUUCAGCCUGGUGCUGCUGCUGGCCCCACUGGUGGAGACCCUCAUCCUGCUCGAUCGCCUGCUUUACCUGCGAGAGCAAGGUGAGUGCCAGCGCGGUAGGGGGCUCUGGGGCUCUGCAGGUGCCAACCAUCUCUCUCUUUCCACAGGUUUCCAGUGCGCCCUUGUGCCCCUCUUCAACCCCCGGUUCUCCCCACGCAACCUGGUGCUGGUGGCCGCACGGGUACCACUGGAUGCAGUGCUGUCAGGCCUGGACAAGGACAGUGGUGAGGAUGAAGACACGGUGAGGGGUGGAGUGGAGCCCUGCGGGCAGGGGCAGGGCUAAGCAAUACUGUGGGGACUGAUGGGUGCCCAGCUGCUGGCUGCGAGGCCCGAGCUACAAUAAAACCUGUUUUUUACAUGG
Numida meleagris (helmeted guineafowl) is the source of this 1959-nucleotide messenger RNA. RefSeq names its product ribosomal RNA adenine dimethylase domain containing 1 (gene METTL25B). The record is from RefSeq and is a predicted model, not a curated record. Gene Ontology annotation, molecular function: rRNA (adenine-N6,N6-)-dimethyltransferase activity. The transcript is spliced from 6 exons. Lineage: Eukaryota; Metazoa; Chordata; Aves; Galliformes; Numididae. Gene Ontology annotation, biological process: rRNA modification. Bases 250 to 1881 code for a protein of 543 amino acids.